AUGGCGAGUCACGGUGAUUUACAAGAGAUGCUGCGCAUGCUGACUGCACGCAAAGCAUCCAUGAUGGCGGCCAUGGGCUACAUCAGAGCACUGCAAUCCAAGAAUCUGAAAAGCAUUGAACAGAUUGCCGAGGCACCUUCAUCUAUCAUUGAAGAAGCCAUCAGUGACGUGAAGCUCGCCAAGAGCUUCCACACAGCAUGCAAGUCGCAUGGCAAGAAGGGCAGCAAGCGUGCAGCUGAGGAGCCUGCCUCUUCCGCUGGUGGUAAAAAGCCAAAGCUGGAAAUGCACAAGAGGGACUUGGACUACAACUCUAUGACGCCUGAAGAGCUCGAAGGGUCAUUGACGCUGCCUCUAUGCGAGGAUGAGGGCCUAAUCAAGGAGACGACACUAGUGACCAACAGAGCUCCUCUGGUUCUUGCAUUUGCGGUAGAGCUGCUGCGCUUCACUAUGCCAGAGCAGCCUCCGAGUAGUCGUCUAAGUCUUGCCCAGGCUGUUGUGAGUGCGAAUUCGAGGUCCAAGGCCAUAAGUAUUGGGAUUGAGAAGGCGCCUGUCGGUGGAGUACCGCCAAUACCAACUGGACAGCCGAAGGUUUCUGUUCUGGGGCGAGAAAUUCCGGUUCUGAAAAGAGGUGAUUAUACGUGGUCAGAGAGCUCUGAGAAAAAGCCAGAGACUUCAUCCGCAGAUACAGGCAAAUCAUCGUCAACAUUAACGUCUACAGCAUCUGACAAUGUAUGGGCAACCAGCAAAUCGCUUAGUUCAAAAGGAUCCGUUUUCAUAGCGCAUGCAGCGCCAAUAACGUCGCCAUCCAUGCGCACUGGUCUCAUGAAGAUCUUAUUCAACAAUUACCCCGACCUGGAAAAGACAGCUGACCACGUUGCGUGGGCGAUACGCACCAGCUUUGGCGGCUCAUCUCUCGUGCAAGAAGCUUCAUUUGAUGAUGGCGAAGCGGGCUGCGGCAAGUUUAUGCUUGAGCUCCUGCGCGAAGCAAACAUCACAAACACCACCGUUGUGCUUGCGCGAUGGUACGGCGGCGUAAUGUUGGGGCCUGAUCGAUGGCGCUUGAUGCGAGAGUGCCUCAACGAUGCGCUUUCUACUCAGCGGCGGACAGCGACGUUUUCUGGAGAGGCGCUCUGGGGGCUUGAUGCAGAAGACAAGAAGCCGGCCAUAUCUACGAUUGGCAUGGCGAUCCACCGGCCUGAAAAUGCAAGGAAUUAUCUCCUGCGGAGCUUUGCCUCUGCCAGUGCUUCUGAUGGAGGAAGCGGUGGUGGCAGUGGUAGCAGCGGCAAGAAGACCGUGGCCGCACUGAACGAUGAGAAGCAAGAGAACCUGGGGAGACUGCUGGGAGCUCUUCGACUGCUGUUUGCGAGCUGGGCCGGUGUUUUGGGCCGGGGCGAGCUUGAUCGGAGAGCAUGGAGCUGGUACGUGGCUGUUCGGCCUGAUAUAGAGGCGGGGCCGUCUGGAUGGGGAGAGAAGGGGACGUUGAAGUUGUCCAAGAUAUUAGACCUGAGACGACGGGAAGCUCCGGUGACUGAUUGA
This is a messenger RNA of Trichoderma asperellum CBS 433.97, 1536 nucleotides long. RefSeq lists its product as uncharacterized. Gene Ontology annotation, cellular component: cytoplasm. Gene Ontology annotation, biological process: GCN2-mediated signaling; regulation of translational initiation. Lineage: Eukaryota; Fungi; Ascomycota; Sordariomycetes; Hypocreales; Hypocreaceae. The record is from RefSeq and is a predicted model, not a curated record.